Paramecium tetraurelia is the source of this 1284-nucleotide messenger RNA. RefSeq lists its product as uncharacterized. The record is from RefSeq and is a predicted model, not a curated record. Lineage: Eukaryota; Ciliophora; Oligohymenophorea; Peniculida; Parameciidae. The transcript has 4 exons.
AUGUAAUCAGACAUUAUUUUAAACAAUGCUGUCAUAAAACUAAUUAGAGAAUUUUAGGAUAAGACGAUCUAUUUUAAAUAUUUUGUAUAAUACGAAAAGCCAACCUAUUAAAGAAAAUUAUAUGAUUUCUGGGUGAGUACAAUUGAUAAGUUAACAGAAAACAUUUUAAAAACCAGUCUAAUUAACGUGCAUGAACUUUAAAAUCUGUUUUCAUUGUUUGAAUAUAAACCUCAAUGUAUUGAAAAUGUUUUGGCUCAAAUGAGAAAGGAAGGUAAAAUCGUAAUGGAAGGCUAUAGAACUAAAGCUGUCAAUAUCUUACUGAAAGUUGAAAAUGAGGAGAAUGAAGAUUUAACUACAAAUAAUACUCAACGCCUCUAAAUUUUGUGGAACCCUCUAAAAAAGGUAUUCGAGAAACUUCUAAUAAAAAUAAAAUCUCCUACUCCCACUAAAUGUCCUUACUUCUUUCAUAUCAAAUAUUUUAAAGAAAACAUAAUUAAAUUUAAAUAAGCAGUCGAAGAGGUCUCAAUUAAUUAAUUCAACACAUUUACUGCAAAAUAAUUAACGAAAGUAAUAGAUUUGCCACAACGAGAAAUCUUAUUUUUGAUAAGUAUAUUUUUGGAGGCCAAACUCAUUUAGAGUGUAGGAUACUUUACUAUAGAUUCUAUUAAAUAAGAAGUUUUUAUUUAUAAAUCAAUGUGGCUUGUUGAGAAUAAUAAUCUUGACUUGGCAAAAAAUUAAACAUUAUUUUAAUUGAAAUAUUAAGAAAUAUUAAAUUCGGAUGAAAGAGAGGAAUGCUAUAAGAGUAUAGAAUUGAAGGAAAAGCAAAUAAGAAAGAAAAUAUUGGAGAAGAAAUCCCCAAAUGAAAUUAAAUUUCACAUUGCUGAAAAACUUCAAUUUGAAAAAUGGAUUGAAAAUUACGAGCAUAGAUUAUUAAUUAUGUAACAAAGUCAAGCUCGUUUGAGAAAUGCUGACUCAGAUCUGUAAAUUUAAGAUAUCAUCUUUAACCACAUUCUAAAAAAUAAUGAAAUUGACAACCUGACGUUAUAAGAAAAUCUUAAUGAAUUUAUGGACCAUCGUCAAUAAUAAGAAGAAACCCUAUAAAUUAUGAAAAGAUAUGAACCAAGUGAAAUUGAUACUUUGUAUAACAAAUAUUUAGAGGAAAAUUAAUAGAUGGAUGCGAAUAGUUUAUAAAAAUAAAAUACUCAUAACACCCCCUUUGUUCCAUUAUAACCAUAGAACCAUAAUUAUGAGUUGGAAGAAAGAAUUCUAGAGUUGUAAUAAUGA